GUGAAUCUCACUCAGACGACCUUUAUCUUGUUUGCUUGGGUCUUUCCCAUGUUAGUUUGUGACCGUAGUUUAUAAAAAUGAUCAGAACUUGUCUUUUGGGGCUGAGAAAUGUUUCCGGGCAAGGACUCUCUGCGGUUCCUGCAAGGCUGCAGCACAGUGUGGUUAAGCCUGUCCCCCCGAUCCGUUCAGAGACCUCCAGCGCCAAGACCCUUAUGGACAUUGGGACCCGCCGGAUCUUCAACGAGGACCAUGAUCUCUUCAGACAAAGUGCCCGGCGCUUCUUUCAGGAGGAAGUGAUUCCAUAUCACAAAGAAUGGGAGAAGGCGGGUCAGGUGAGCAGGGAGGUGUGGGAGAAGGCUGGUGAGCAAGGCCUGCUGGGACUAAUGAUACCAGAGGAGCAUGGUGGCAUCGGAGGAGAUCUGUUUUCUGUUGCUGUCAUGUGGGAGGAGCAAGCGUAUUCCAACUGCACAGGCCCGGGUUUCUCCUUGCACUCCGACAUUAUUAUGCCCUACAUCAGCAACUAUGGUAGCAAGGAACAGAUUGAACGCUUCAUCCCCAAGAUGACUGCUGGGAAAUGCAUCAGCGCCAUUGCCAUGACAGAGCAGGGAGCAGGCAGUGAUCUUCAAGGCGUGAUGACGUACGCCAAGAGGGAUGGCAGCGACUGGAUCCUCAAUGGCAACAAGGUCUUCAUUUCAAACGGCUGGAUGGCUGACCUGGUGGUGGUAGUGGCCGUGACAAACCGCAAAGCGAAGACGGCAGCACAUGGCAUCAGUCUGUUCCUGGUGGAGGACGGCAUGAAGGGCUUCCAGAAAGGGCGCAAGUUGGAGAAGAUCGGUCUGAAGGCCCAGGACACAGCUGAGCUGUUUUUUGAGGAUGUGCGGCUACCAGCUGAUGCCCUCCUAGGGGAAGUCAACAAGGGUUUCUACUACCUGAUGAAUGAACUGCCUCAGGAGCGUCUCGUGAUUGCUGCCAUGGCCAUAGCAGCCUGUGAGUUCAUGUUUGAGGAAACCAGGAACUAUGUGUUACAGAGGAAGGCUUUCGGCAAGACUAUCUCUCACCUACAGACUGUGCAGCACAAGCUUGCAGAGCUGAAGACUGAGAUCUGUGUGGGCCGAGCCUUCAUAGAUAACUGCCUUCAGCUCCACGCUGAGAAACGCCUGGAUGCCUCCACUGCUUCCAUGGCCAAGUUCUGGUCGUCUGACCUCCAGAACAAGGUGGCCACUCAGUGCCUGCAGCUCCAUGGAGGCUGGGGCUACAUGUGGGAAUACCCCAUUGGCAGGGCGUUUGUGGAUGCCCGUAUUCAGCCCAUCUAUGGAGGCACCAAUGAGAUCAUGAAAGAGCUCAUUGCUCGUACAAUUGUAGGCCAGAAGUAAGAAAUGUCCAGGUUGUCUUUUCUUUAUCAGUGAUUGUUAAUGCCGUAGGUUUACAGGGUUGAUUUUAGAUGUUAACAUGUAAAUUUGAAAGAGCAAUAAUGGCUCGACGGUUUCUGUCACUUUACUGCUCACUGUAGUGUUAUUUGUGUAUAUAGUGUAUAGUGCAUUUAAAAAUAAUAGAUUCCAGAUAAAAAUUGCAUUGCAUUUUUGUAAAUGUAGUUAAAUAAUUUUUCAGAUAAACAUGCCUUUAUGUCAACACUGAAAAUUUGCUACCGUGGCUAUCCACUUGAUGAAAUAAAUACAUUCUACAGUAUGUUUUAUUAGCCAGUGUUGUUUAGAACCCACAGCCUUGAUCAAGAAUUUAAGCAGUGUGUUGUUUUAGCACAGCAUCGAGAACGUCUGAGACAUAUUACAUAUUGGUUUAUUUAUGUCAUAUUAAAUGUUUUGACUUGAUUCUUAAUGUCUUUACAUAGUAGAUUGUGCCAUGCUUUCAAAGUUCAUAUUGGUCGAAGUGUGUGUACAUUUUUGCUAUUGCUCUCUGUACUUAUGAGGACCCUCACAAGGAUAUGAAUAUUAAAAAAACAAUGUAAAGAAUUAGA
Micropterus salmoides (largemouth bass) is the source of this 1972-nucleotide messenger RNA. It is a transcript of the gene acadl, whose product is annotated as acyl-CoA dehydrogenase long chain. The coding region runs from base 78 to 1373 and encodes 431 amino acids. The transcript has 11 exons. Gene Ontology annotation, cellular component: mitochondrion. Gene Ontology annotation, molecular function: flavin adenine dinucleotide binding; long-chain fatty acyl-CoA dehydrogenase activity. Gene Ontology annotation, biological process: carnitine metabolic process, CoA-linked; fatty acid beta-oxidation using acyl-CoA dehydrogenase; long-chain fatty acid catabolic process. The record is from RefSeq and is a predicted model, not a curated record. Lineage: Eukaryota; Metazoa; Chordata; Actinopteri; Centrarchiformes; Centrarchidae.